CUGGCGCUCGCUCGUCUUCCUCUCGAGGCAGCCAUGGCGGCUGAGGGUCCUGUGCAGGAGCUCUGCGAGGAAGCCUCUUGCUCCAUCUGCCUGGACUUCUUCAGGGACCCGGUGACCAUCGCCCAGUGCGGCCACAACUUCUGCCGAGCCUGCCUGACCCGCAGCUGGGGGGAGUCCGGGGCUGAGGCUUCCUGCCCCCAGUGCAGAGGACCCGCUCGGGAGGGGGACCUCCGCCCCAAUUAUCAGCUGGCCAGCAUUGUGGAAAUAGCCAAGAAAUUCACCCUGCGGGAGGGGAAAGAUGCUGCAGGGGCGAAUGGGCAACUCUGCCAGAAGCACCAGGAGCUCCCCAGGUUGUUCUGCAAGGGCGGCGAAGACCCCCUCUGCGCGGGCUGCGGCAUAGCCCAGGAGCAAAGAGGUACUACGGUAAUUCCUCUCGAGGAGGCUGCCCGAGACAGCAGGGCAAUGGUGGCAGCUGAGAAAGGGAGAGUUUGCCAGAAGCACCAGGAGCCCCUGAAGCUCUUCUGCAAGGACGAUGAAGCCCUCAUCUGUGUGGUCUGUGACCGAUCCAAGGAGCACAGAGAACAUGAAACCCUUCCUCUUGAGGAGGCCUCCCAAGAGUACAAGGAUCGGUUCUGCAGCUGUCUGGAGAUUCUGAAGAAGGAGAGAGAAAGAAUUGUGUCAUAUAAAGGAGAUGUAGAGAAGGAAAGCCAAGACCUGCUCAAGCAAACCAAAGGAGAGAAGCAAGAGACGGUAGCCAAGUUCAGGCAACUGCACAUGUUUCUGGAGGAACAAGAGAAACUUUUGCUGGCUCAGAUGGAAGAGGUGGAGAUGGAGGUGGCAAAGAAAAGGGACCAGCGCCUGGCUGAACUCUCUGAGGCCCUCUCCUCUCUGGAAAGCCUCAUCCAGGAGAUGGAGGAGAAGUGUCAGCAGUCGGCUAGUGAACUCCUGCAGGAUGCCCGAAGCACCUUGCAGAGGUAUGAAGAAAAAAAGGCAUUUGAAAAACCAGUGACUUUUUCUCCUGCAUUGAAGUGGAGGAUCUGGGAUGUCUGCGAUGUCCAUCACUUGCUGGAAGGUGUCGUGAAGCAACUGAAAGACACUCUGGAUUCUGGACUUCACCCCCAGAAAGCAAAAGUGACUCUGGAUUCAGACACAGCCCAUCUCAUACUCGUCCUGUCUGAGGAUCAGAAAAGCAUGAGAGAAGGGGAUAAAGCUCAACGCCUUCCUGAUAAUCCUAAGAGAUUUGACCGGUGUGGUAUUGUGCUGGGUUGUGAGGAAUUCACAGGAGGCUGCCAUUUCUGGGAAGUCCUUGUGGGAAAUGAGGAACAAUGGGCUGUGGGGGUGGCCAGGAGGUCUGUGAGGAGGAAGGGAAGCAUCACCUUUAGUCCCGAGGAAGGGUUCUGGGUGGUGAGGAAGUGGUCAGGGGGGUUCAAGGCUUCCGUAGAAGAGGGUAUCCUUCCCUUGACUGUGACUGAUGGGGUGAAGAGGAUCCGAGUGUGCCUGAACUACACUGGGGGUCGAGUGGCCUUUUUUGAUGCUGACAAAGCAAGCCUUCUCUACGAGUUUUCUGGAGCCUUCUCUGGAGAGACCCUCCUGCCCUUUUUUGGGGUGCAUUUGAAAGGCCGCCUCCAACUCUCUUAAGACAGUCAUUUUGCACUGGGGGCCAUUACUAAGACAAU
Messenger RNA from Heteronotia binoei (common prickly gecko), 1676 nucleotides. Its product is annotated as E3 ubiquitin-protein ligase TRIM7-like. Lineage: Eukaryota; Metazoa; Chordata; Lepidosauria; Squamata; Gekkonidae. Gene Ontology annotation, molecular function: protein binding; zinc ion binding. The record is from RefSeq and is a predicted model, not a curated record.